GAGGGAAAGGCACCAUGUUAACGGCGAGUUUCCUUAAAUCGGCGUUUAAUUGACCCGGAAAACGAAGACAAGUAGUGACCCCAGACAUGUGAGGAUAAGAAAAAUCGUUCAAAAUAACAUAAAGAAACACCGAUAAACCAUGGGACGUGGAAUAAAGUUCUAACUACUCAAUGAAAAGAUUCCGGACAGACUUGGAAGAUGUUUACGUCUAAAAAGUUAAAUUCCUUCAAAUAUUGGAGCACUUCAUUUCAUGAUUCACAAAGAAUGUAAUGUAAUCAAAGUGUACUAAAAUUAAGAGUGCCGAAGAAGUUAUAGUUCAAUUAAAUUGAGUUUAAGAUCAAUUUUAUUAAUUCUACAUCUUGUAUUGGAUCAUAUACAAGCGUACUAAAAUUUGGGAUUGCCAAAGAAGUUAUGGUUCAAUUAAAUCGAGUUUAAGACCAACUUUAUUAAUUCUACAUAUUGUAUUGGAUCAUUUACAAGUUUCAUCCCUGCCGUUGCCAUGGUGAUCUAUCAACAAGCACCGACAUCUUUAAAAAAAUCACUGGUUUUAUCAAAAGAACGUUGUUUUAUGAUAAUUAUCACGAUUAUUAGGAGUUAUGGUUCAAUUAAAUCGAGUUUAAGAUCAAUUUUAUCAAUUCUACAUCUCGUAUUGGAUCAUUUACAACGAUUCAUAAGAAGUUUUUCAAAAGAGAUUCAUAAGAAGUUACAAGAAGUCAAGAUCAAGAUUAUUCCAUAAAUAAUGAAGACGAUUAAUUUAAUUAAAAACACCAAUUUUACUCAAAAAUUGAAAUGGAAUCAUGCUGAAUCGAUGGGUGAAUAAAAUAGCAAUUGUAACUGGAGCUAGUUCAGGAAUUGGAGCCGCGAUAGCUCAAAAAUUAGUUCAAGGAGGAUUAAUUGUCGUUGGAAUCGCAAGGAGAGUGGAAUUGAUCCAAACGAUCUCGGAGCAGUUAAAAAAUGCGAAAGGGAACCUUAUUCCGUUUAAAGCGGAUGUCACAAAAGAAAAAGAUAUCCUCGCCCUCUUUGAAUUUGUCAAAACUAAAUUAGGACCGGUUCACGUUUUGAUUAAUAACGCGGGGAUUACACGAAACACAAACCUUUCCGAUGGGGAUACUUCUAAGUGGAGAGAGAUUUUAGAAACGAACGUUUUAGCUCCGUGUGUUACAACGAGAGAAGCAAUCAGAGUCAUGAAAAAGCACGCAAUCGAGGGACAAAUAAUUCAUAUUUCGAGCGUUUUGGGGCACUACGUGGCUCAUAUUCCUAAUUUAAAUAUGUAUCCAGCUUCGAAAUUUGCAAUUAGGGCUUUGACGGAGACUUUGAGGCAGGAAUUUUUAGCUGAAAACGUUCCAAUAAGAGUUUGUACGAUUAGCCCAGGUCCCACUGAUACGGAAAUUAAUAAAUUACACUCGAAUAAUGGGAGUUUUGCUAAUAUCAUUGAUGCAAUGCCUAAAUUGAAAGCGGAAGAUGUUGCUGAUGCUAUUGUUUAUGUCUUAUCCACCCCUCAUCAUGUGCAGGUUCAAGAUAUUAUGAUUCGACCACUUGGAGAACCUGUUUAAAUGAAUUUGUGAUCAAAAAUAAAUUAUUUUGUUUAUUUA
Onthophagus taurus is the source of this 1592-nucleotide messenger RNA. The record is from RefSeq and is a predicted model, not a curated record. Lineage: Eukaryota; Metazoa; Arthropoda; Insecta; Coleoptera; Scarabaeidae.